This is a messenger RNA of Diabrotica virgifera virgifera (western corn rootworm), 969 nucleotides long. RefSeq names its product cuticle protein 21-like. The record is from RefSeq and is a predicted model, not a curated record. The coding region runs from base 20 to 892 and encodes 290 amino acids. The transcript has 2 exons. Gene Ontology annotation, cellular component: extracellular matrix. Lineage: Eukaryota; Metazoa; Arthropoda; Insecta; Coleoptera; Chrysomelidae.
GUUUCCAGUGAUUCACAUCAUGGCAUUUAAAUUCAUCAACUUUUUGGCUCUUGUAGCUUCCACCCAAGCUGGAAUUCUAAACCCUCACCAUUCUUACUCCGAUGCUCCUUCAGUUUCUUAUUCCAGUAUCUCGACUCCUGAAGUAUCAUAUGGUGGACCAAGUUAUGCUAAAGUAGCUGCUCCAGUUCACUAUGCAGCAGCUCCAGCAAUUCCAGCAGCCGCUCCAGUAUCUUACUCUGCCCCAGUAGCCUACGCCGCUCCAGCUAUUAAAGUAGCUGCCCCAGUGUACAAAGUCGCUAAACAAGUCGUAGCUGAAGAUUACUCAACUCCAGCUCACUAUGAUUUUAGUUAUGGUGUAGAAGAUCCCCACACUGGUGAUGUCAAAAGCCAACAUGAAACUCGCGAAGGCGACGUUGUUAAAGGAAGUUACUCUUUAAUCGAAGCUGAUGGUACCAAGAGAGUAGUAGAAUACACCGUCGAUGCUCACAGUGGUUUCAAUGCUGUUGUACACCGUGAACCAGCGGCUCAUCCAGUUAAAGCCGUUGCUCCAGUUGCUGCCAAAAUCGUUGCUCCAAUAGCCUAUGCCCAACCUGUUGUGAAAGAAGUUACACCAGUACCUUAUGCUCAACCUGUUGUAAAAGCCGUUGCUCCAGUAGCAUAUGCCCAAUCUGUUGUAAAAGCCGUUGCACCAGUAGCUUAUGCCCAACCUGUCUUGAAAGCUAUUGACCCUGAAGCUUACCCUUAUUCCAGUGUUAAAGCUUCAUAUGCAUCUCCUCUAGUAGCUAAAGUACCAGCAUUUAACCAAGUAACUUACUCCAGUGCCCCUGAAGUCUCCUACUCCAGUUUUUCUGCUCCAGAAGUACAUGCUGCUCCUUCCUACUACCACCACUAACACAAUGCAAAUCUGUUUCUAGUUAGGAAUUAUUUAUUUAUUUUAUUGUUAUUAGAUAAAUAAAAGCAACCAUUAUA